This is a messenger RNA of Suillus bovinus, 1178 nucleotides long. RefSeq lists its product as uncharacterized. The transcript is spliced from 14 exons. The record is from RefSeq and is a predicted model, not a curated record. Bases 120 to 899 code for a protein of 259 amino acids. NCBI's taxonomy places the organism in Eukaryota, Fungi, Basidiomycota, Agaricomycetes, Boletales, Suillaceae.
UUCUGGGAAGUGUUUGACUGCAGACUUACAUCCAUAGUGCUAUUGCGAUCACGGUUGGCAUAUAACGGAUCGUCUCACAUUCUCAACAGUCUUCUAUCGUAUGCUGGCUCAUUGUACAAAUGGAUACCACCACGGAAGCGCAGGAAAUAUUAUUAUGCAUGUAUACCGGUCUGGUGGGAGACAGUAUCCUGAUGUACGACCACAUGGCAACCCUACCCGAAGAAAUUGCUUUUAUUUGGCGUCGUCCAAAAGCCCUGUCUGCAACGCUAUUUCUGGUCAAUCGCUAUUUCGCUCUGCUCGUCAACAUCUCCUGCUUAGUUAUAAUACAGGUGUCUUUUGUUUUCCAAGCAGUCGUUGUUUGCCUCAUAAUGGCCAUUCGCACUUAUGCUCUAUACGGCGGCAUUUCUGCGGGAUCUCUGGGGCAUUAUUCAAGCGAUGCAGUCCUCUUGCCAGGAGUUGGCUGCUAUGAGACUUAUACAGCAGCGACAGCCACCCGUCUUGGGUUGGCAUGGCUGGCAGAGAUGGUAUUCCAAACGCUGAUCUUCAUCCUGACAGUGUACAGGAUUUUCAAAACUAGAAGCUUGCUGCGGCUGUCCCUGGUCACCAGGAGAAAUAUAGUUGAUAUCGUAUUUCACGAUGGUGCGAUGUAUUUCGGAGCCAUGGCGCUUGUUAAUAUACCGAACAUCCUGACGUAUUAUUCUGGUUCAGUUGGUAUUAGAGGCAGUCUUUCUACAUUGACUAGCUGCUUAUCCGUUACUCUCGUCUCUCGACUGAUGCUCAACCUACACAAAUCUAUCGACACUGGCAUUCUCUCCAUCCCUGCACAGAACGAAGGUCCCAGCCUUGCUGUCCUUACCACCAGGAUUAACGUACAGUCCGCUACCUCCUCUCAAGAUUAGUAGGUUUAUAUUGGAUUCUGUUUCUGGACACGAAGUUACAGAGAUACUUGGUGGGAGCGAAAAGUUCUUGUAGUCGUUUUUUUGAAUGGAGGAGUGGACCGUGACCGUGGACGACGCUGCACCCGCAACAGCAGCUAUGCGUGUUGUAUGCUAAUUAUUUUCCAAUCAUCAUAUAUAUAUAUACUCGUCCAUAAUCAGACAAAACUGCAAGCCUCUCAACGACGGGAAUGUUGUUGGAGCACGAGAUUGGGGAUCAAGGCUUCAGUCAAUACUUCGAAG